AUGCGUUCAACUAGUUCUGGCAAAAGAGCAAAUUUUGGCAACAAAAGGGCCAAGUGUAGGACAAAAAUAAGAAAGAAGACCAAAAGAGAUGAAAGCUCUUCGGAUUCGCAAGUUUCAUCCUAUGAUAGUGACUCCUCAAGAGACAAGGACGAUGAUAUCUGUUUUGUUUGUGGGGAGUUCGGAAAAGACAACGAAUUAUGGUUUAGAUGCACCGUAUGUGUAAGAGGACUUCACCACUUCAAAGCAUUAAUCAGAAACAACUUUUCAAGCCGCCACUCAGAAUCUGCCAAUUGUGAAGAUGAUGAAUCAAAAAAUGUCAUAGUGGCGGUAAAAAAAUGCAUCACUCAAGAUGUGGUAGUGCCUACAAGUACGGAUUUGUGUCCACUUCCAAAAGAAGUACCUAACCAAGCACUGCAAUAUAUAAGUAAACUUAGUUUAGGAUAUGUGAGCAGUUUUAUGACCAAGUAUGAGAAUUAUGAUGUGGAAGAGGAGGAGCUCGUUACAAACCCUACGGUCUCAAAUAAAUAUGAGACCUUGAAAUCUAACCUCAUUAAACAGCUAUCGAUUUCCCAAGAACAAAAGCUCCAACAGCUGCUGGAGCAUGAAGAGCUAGGCGACAGAAAGCCCUAUCAAUACCUUCGAUACAUUAAGAGCCUUGCUGAAACAGAUAUACCAGACAGCCUCCUCUUGGUGGAUGUACACAGACAACAGCUGAUCGACUCGGUCACUGGACUAACAACAGCUGCAGAAAAUGGUAAAGGAGGAAUUCAAGCCAUGAAGUCUAUUUCUGGAACUUCAGCUUACCAUAAGUUGCUUAGCAGAGACCCAGAAAUAACUAAACCAGGGAGCGACACCACUUCACGAAACACCAUAUCCGUACCAGCCCCGGACCCCCUGUGA
Acanthoscelides obtectus is the source of this 900-nucleotide messenger RNA. NCBI's taxonomy places the organism in Eukaryota, Metazoa, Arthropoda, Insecta, Coleoptera, Chrysomelidae. The record is from the annotation of a GenBank genome assembly.